GUUUACAUAAUCGAAUACGCAUUCUGUGUAACUCAAGUUGAGCAUUGUUUGCAAUAGACUGAGUGUCGGUGUCUUUGUCGAAAUACGCGGGGAAAUUCAGUAGUUUUCCGAUCUGUGGAGCGAUCUGGCCGCUUUGCUGAGUAUGCAAGUCAUCGGAGGUCACAAAGGCAUAUAAAAGUAAGCUAGAUGGUGGAUGAUCGUGAUAGGCAGCAGGAAGCCUCGACCUCGGACCGGAAGCCAGGCACCAGGGUGAAAGGAAAGCAUGACAAACCCAAGCCCUGGGAUCAUGACGGAAUCAAUCAUUGGGAGGUAUCGAAAUUCUCCAAAGAAGAUAAUCCUUAUGGUCUCCUGGAAGAGAGUUCUUUUGCAAUACUGUUCCCUAAAUACAGGGAGCGGUACCUGAGAGAGAUAUGGCCAGCGGCGACCAAGGCACUGAAGGAGGUCGGCAUUGGCUGCGAGCUGAACUUAGUGGAAGGCUCCAUGACUGUACGCACCACAAGGAAGACAUGGGACCCAUACAUCAUCAUGAAAGCUCGAGAUCUGCUGAAACUUCUGGCGCGCAGUGUGCCAUACCCCCAGGCUGUCAAGGUCCUGAACGAUGACAUGCAGUGCGACAUCAUCAAAAUUGGGGGACUUGUACGCAACAAGGAAAAAUUUGUGAAGCGGCGGCAGAGACUGCUGGGACCAAACGGUGCCACAUUGAAGGCCCUGGAGCUCCUGACGAACUGCUACAUCCUUGUCCAAGGCAACACUGUGUCUGCCAUGGGUCCUUUCCAGGGUCUCAAACAGGUCCGGCGUGUGGUUGAGGACUGCAUAAAGAACGUGCACCCCAUCUACCACAUCAAAACGCUCAUGAUCAAGCGGGAGCUGGCCAAGGACCCCGCCCUGAAGGAGGAGAACUGGGAGCGCUUCCUGCCCAAGUUCAAGAAGAAGAACGUCAAGCGCAAAAAGCCAGUGGUCACCAAGAAGAAGGAUUACACCCCCUUCCCGCCUCCGCAGCAGCCCAGAAAGGAAGACUUGGAGCUGGAGAGCGGAGAGUACUUUCUGGCGCAGCAGGAGAAGGCCAAGCGCAAGAAGGCAGUAGAGCAGGCACAGCAGGCGGAGCGCGUCGCUGAAAAGAAGCGCAGGCGCCAGGAUGCUUUUGUGCCUCCACAGGCUUCUCCAGCCCAGCCUGUGGUCCAGGAAGUGAGGAGCGCGAAUGCUGACCUGGCAGAAAUGACACAGUCAUUGAAGAAGAAAGCAAAGAAGAGCCUGAAGCGAGAUCAUGGGGACGAAGGUGGUCUGGACCAGUUCUUGGCUGUCCCCUCAGAGCAGAACGCUGACGCAAGUGGGAAGAAGAAGAAAAAGAAGAAGCUUGCUGGCUAAGGACCCCAGUGGAGCCCUCAUGCCGUGGGGAGAUGUUUGAAAUCACCGACAAAGUUGUGCAUAAAUAAAAUUGAAUGCCACAGUGGCAGGGUGUUGAUACAUGUGUUUGGACGCCUGAAUUCUGGCGCAAACAUGAGCCACUGACAAGUUGACUGUAAUUGAGUUCUGUGCAUCCAAGUCCUUCCUGUCUGAGUGUGAAAGCGUGUCUAAUGAU
Messenger RNA from Coccomyxa subellipsoidea C-169, 1579 nucleotides. RefSeq lists its product as hypothetical. The record is from RefSeq and is a predicted model, not a curated record. NCBI's taxonomy places the organism in Eukaryota, Viridiplantae, Chlorophyta, Trebouxiophyceae, Coccomyxaceae. Bases 187 to 1365 code for a protein of 392 amino acids. Gene Ontology annotation, cellular component: small-subunit processome; nucleolus. The transcript has 10 exons. Gene Ontology annotation, molecular function: RNA binding.